This is a messenger RNA of Habropoda laboriosa, 2502 nucleotides long. It is a transcript of the gene Cad96Cb, whose product is annotated as protocadherin-like wing polarity protein stan. Gene Ontology annotation, molecular function: calcium ion binding. Bases 1 to 2502 code for a protein of 833 amino acids. The record is from RefSeq and is a predicted model, not a curated record. Gene Ontology annotation, biological process: homophilic cell-cell adhesion. The transcript has 18 exons. Gene Ontology annotation, cellular component: plasma membrane. Lineage: Eukaryota; Metazoa; Arthropoda; Insecta; Hymenoptera; Apidae.
AUGAGACACAACAUUCUGAAGAUCCUGCCUAUCCUGUGUUGCACGUUGCAUUUACACGCUGGACAAUUAAUUCGUGACGCAAGAUGCUUCCUGGAGAACGGUGCCACCGCUGCACACCUCUUCGUCAGCGAAGAUCUGCCAGUCGGUGACACCGUGGGCGUUCUGGGGGUAUUGGGGGAUCCGGGACCACAGGGAGACAUCGAACUCAGGCUCCAAGAGCAUGACAGCCCCGUGAGCUUUUCAGCGUACUCGAAAAAUCUAACUUUAAUCAGACCUCUGGAUAAAGAGGGUAUCGAUGGACCUGCCAGCGUUUACGUGAAUGUAAUUUGCGAGAGGAAACAUACGUUGGAUCCAGGGUUCGUGAUUCCGGUCAAUAUCCGCGUGACUGACGCCAAUGACAAUGCACCUCAAUUUGUAAAUGCGCCUUACGUUCUUAAUAUCUCAGAGGUUACUGUGGUUGGUACCAGGGUUCUCCAAGGUGUAAGAGCUGUGGAUGCUGAUCAACCGGGGCCAUUUUCUACUGUACAGUAUGCCGUUUUACCUGGACCACAUUCUGAUUACUUUGUGUUCGUGAAUGCUUUAGAAGGUACCUUGGUGUUGAGGAAACCAUUAGAUUACGAGACUCUAGCCAAUUUUUCAGUCGACAUCCGUGCACAAGACCAAGGUAAUCCUCCCAAAUCGUCAACAACGACCCUUUACGUGAACGUUAUCGAUGCGGAUGACCAAAAUCCUGCCUUCCAAAGUGACCAAUAUAAAAUAAUUAUUCCACGACAUGUAACAACGAGAAGGAUAUUAAAGGUAGAACUAACCCCCAUAAAAGCUGUGGAUCAAGAUGUGGGGAUUAAUGCUCCAGUGAAAUAUACAAUUCAAGGAGGAAUUCUUCCAUUCCUCACACUGAAUCCAGAAACAGCUGAGGUCGCCAUAACGCGAUCAUUAUACGAGCAUGAACUCUUAUCUCCAGCGACAAUUGUUAUUAAGGCUACACAGAUAGACAAUCCAGAUAAAUAUGCUCUUUCUACCAUAGUCGUUUCCCGGGAGAGUGAAUGGAACGUGGAACCAACUGCUGGUGGAAGGCUGCCAGUAAAAUUCUUACGACGGGAUCAUCAAACGAGUAUUCCGGAAAACACUCCACCGGGAAGCGUUUUAUUAACCGCAGGAGUAAAUAAAGUAGAUUCUAAUUUAAGGUUUUGGCUUGUUGGAGCAAUUGAAGACUUGGAGAGGUUCUCGAUCACCAAUUCUGGUGAAUUAAUUCUAAAAGGCACCUUAGAUUACGAAAGACGGGUCCAGCACAGUUUCUUGGUCCGCGUCACUGACGGUCAUCACAACGACACCUCACGCGUGAAUGUUUCCGUUGAGGAUGUAAAUGAGUGGGAACCCCGGUUUCGUCAUCCCAGAUACGAAUUUCACGCUGCAACCUUAAGAGAAGGAUCCAUUGUCGGGAAAUUGGAGGCUGCUGAUGGUGACAGGGACGACAAAAUUAGUUUAUCUCUCAGAGGUCCAGAUGCAAGAUCUUUCGAGAUACGUGACAAUGGAGAAUUGAUACUCAGAUCAGUAGCAAGUAUUAAUGGUUCCUUGGCCCGACUAGUGGCUGUAGCCUCUGACUCAGGUCGUCCUCCCAGGUCUAGUAUGAUACCAGUGAUCGUGCACAUACCGAAUAGUGGUUCCCUUCCAAUUGCUGCGAGAGCUGCACCCGCUUGGUUAGGCAGCAGCGUGCUAUUAGUUGCAGUCUUUGGCGCUGUCUUGGGUCUUCUUGGAGUUAUAAUACUUGUUUUAAUUUUGUACAUAUAUAAGAAUAAACAAGUUAUCAGUUCUAUUUCUGUAAAAAAGUUANNGACAGGCUAUCGCGAAAAAUCGCCAGUCCCAUCCGCUCUGAGCCCAACUCCUCAAGUACUUGGGGCAAACAUGCUGCAAGACGCCCUGGAGAUACCUCGAAGAGGAAAUCGAGUCGAUGGUACGCACAGUAUCGACGAAAACGACGAGGAGAUGGAAACUGGGGACGAUCCAGAGGAAGAGGAUCGUAUUGAUCAGGAGAUUGCCGAUGAUAGUAAUAAUGGUGAACCUCAAGAAGCGAACAACGACAUCAAUGACGUUGAAAAUCCUGUUUUUGGGACGAGGAACUCCUACAGUGCUACGAUUAAAAGUAUAACUUCCGCUAGACAAGUGCCUCUCUAUGCAAGACACAAAGUGGCCCCUGCUCCAAAUCCGCCAGGUCUGUCAGCAACGUCCAAUAUUCCCAAUAUCGGUGGCCUCGUUCAGAACAUGAACGAUUUGAGCGCGAAGACCAACUUGAACGUCGGUUCUUGCGAAUCUUCCAACUAUUCUGGGGACCUUCCGGACUCCUUGAUGCCAGCCUGGCCUGCAUGCUCUGUUUCACAAAGGGUGAAAAAGUUGUCCUGGGAUGAUGAUGACAGGACGGUCGACAGCGUGGAAGUGGCGGCGGAAACGAGGUCCAGGAGCAGCCAAAUAGGCAACGAGCGACUCAAUCUCACCGUGUACUUCUAA